UGUUAAAAUAUAAUUCUGUUCGAUUUUACAAUUGUUCUGUUCAAAUUCUUUAUUUUAAAAUAGUAAUAGUUUAAUUCAGUUUGUUUAUAUGUGCUUGUUUGUUCGUUUAUUUGCUGUAUUUUGUUUGUUUAUUGGUUUGACAUACUAUUUUAACAAAUUUUUGUCAAAGGGUGGUGUUAUACAUGGAAGUGUGACUGAAAACCAUGGACAAAAUGGUGGAGGGCUAGGUGACGUGUCUGAGGUUGAUGCAACAAAGGGAUUGACGGAUGAUGUUUUGGAAUAGAAUGAAAGACAAAAUAUAAAGGAGACAGACACUGAGAUUCAGAAUAUCGAUGUUGUGGGCAAGACUAUCGCGACAGAAAAGCAUAGUUGGUGAAACUGAAAUUGCCGUUAGUAAGGAGACGAUGGUUCAAAGUGUAAGGGGUCAGCUAGAUGGUUCAACCAUGAAUGAGGUUUUAAUGGAUGCUGCAACUGGAAGUGAAAAGGUUCAAGGCGACGAUGUUAGUGGCGCUACCGUUGUUAGGCAGGAGGUCAGACGUUCUAACAGGGUUAAGGGGAUCCAGGUGGGUGAUGCCGGGAAGCAGGUGCUUCGUCCUACCACAACAAAGACAGGGGUUGACGAGAACUCCAAAACAAUAGUUGUGGUGGAUCGGUUACCGUUACAAGCCAUUGACACAAACAUUAUUAGUCCAGAAAGACGCGAGACUAAAGCUACAGGGAAGAGCAUGUUCUUGCAUACUUUAAAAUUCCGCUCGCCCUAUUUUCAAUGUGAUAUAAGCACUUCAAAACCGUUGAAAAAAAAUGAGAAGGAGUUGGGAUUUUAUGCCAUGUACUUGGACAGUGGGGAGAACAAGGAAAUUUUAUUCGAAUUGAUGGAUAUACAAGUAAGGCGUUUUGAGUUGUUAUCAAUGAGAAGAGGCAAUGUGGUGAACAUUUCUAUUAUAGAUGCAUGGACGCUAGUUCUGAACUGGAAAGAGCAAUAUCGAUCAAAUAGUUCACCACUUCGGUUUUUUUCUACGGCCAGCCUAUAUCUCGAUAGCAUAGCUCCGCAAAAUUUAAGUCUUGAAUCACAACGAGCUAAAUUCUUGAUGGAGUUAUAUGUAGAGUUGAUAGAGUUUGGAAAAAAUCCAGUUGGGAACAUUGACAUGUUUUUCUUUCCCGUAUAUGAACAAGAACGAUACUUUGCACUGUGUGUGGAUUUAAAAAGAGAACGAAUCUUUGUGCUGGACAAUCUCAUAGACAUACCAGAUGACAUUGAUGUGAUGAAGUAUGACAGCCUCUGCACCAAAGUUCGUACACUAUUGGUGUAUUAUCUAAACGACAAAGAAGAGACCAUCAAGGCAAAAUCGGUGACUAAUUCCAAGAUGCAUAUUGUCAAACUGAAGUGGCCGGACAAGAGAAAUACAUUGGACACAGCUAUUUAUCUUAUGCGACAUUUAUAGACCUUCAUGGGAGAUAGUUCGUCAAAUUGGAAGUGUGACAUGUCCAACGCAAGUACACGACAAAUCUCUCGAAUGCGCGUGAGGUAUUGCUCAUCCAUAAUAUCAUGGUCUGGGAACGAAGUGAAGAAAGUGAUUGAGGAGAAUGCUGCAGUUGAAUAUCACAAGAUAUGCAGUGAUCCAUCGGUUAACAUAGAUUCAGUCUUGGUGGGUUGAGUUAGAUUGAUUUCUAAAUAAAUUUAAAUUAUCUUGAAUUUUGAACAUAUUUAACUUAUCACUCCCAAGUGACUUGAUCGUUUUUUAGAGAUAUUAUGGAUUUCGAUUGUUUUUGAGA
Molecule: messenger RNA, 1773 nt
Organism: Salvia miltiorrhiza (redroot sage)
Lineage: Eukaryota; Viridiplantae; Streptophyta; Magnoliopsida; Lamiales; Lamiaceae
Exons: 11
Coding region: 333-1442 (369 amino acids)
Biological process (GO): proteolysis
Molecular function (GO): cysteine-type peptidase activity
Source: RefSeq, a predicted model, not a curated record